AUUAGUAGGUAACGUUAGCUAUUUGUCUACCUAGCAACAGAGGUUAGAAGAUAUUUUUAUAUGACAAAAAUUCUUGUUCUAAUCAUGUCAUCCCAAAAUGUUUUGGCAAGUCGCGAGCUGAUUCCAAUAGCAUCUAUUUGAGCAGGAUUAUGCCAAAAUACUGUUCUGCACCGAAUUGCAAAAAUGGAUCUAGGAACGCGGGAAGCGAAAGGAAGAGCUUCUACAAGUAUCCAUUACAUGACCCAGAGAGGUUACAGCUGUGGCUAAAGCAUAUUGGUUGUGGUGAGUGGACUCCGUCUGGCCACCAGUACCUGUGCCAUGAGCACUUUGAGCCGUCAUGUUUUAUCUCGCGCUGGGGAAUGCGCUACCUGGCCAACAACGCCAUGCCAACCAUCUUUGACCUGUCAGAGCCCAGCAAAGUAAGACAAACUGCACUUAUGGACCCACAGAUUACUGCAACUCAGUCUGGCAAAGUGGCAUGUCGUAAUGUCCCUGUAGUGCAUGACUGUUGUCCAGGUGCUGUGAAGUUGUGCGCCGUAACUGUGAAGUCAUCGAUGCCUUCUGAGGAACUGCCACUCCCAGUUCUGAACGGGACUGGGAACAGACGGUUGGCCGUGACCUCUGGCAGUCAGUCCACUGGGACCAUCCCUGUGAUGCUUCUUCGAUCAGCUGGGGAGCUGGUAUGCUGCAGAGAUUCCGGACGAAAGGUGGUGGUGGUGUUCAAGGGUCCGUCAUCAGAUGUUGCAGAAGUUUGCAUAGAUGCUGCAGCAUCUGUAAUAAUGAACAUGGCAGCGGGAGUGGAGCAGAAGAAUUGUGACCUUUCACCUCUGGCUGUUGUAAAUGCUGAAGGGAAGGACAGCACGACUGACCAGCAGGGUGGGGAGGUCCAGGUUGUGGCCUGUUUCGAUAUGAUUCCCAGUGUCCCCUGUCCUCUCAGUUCCAUAUCUGUGCCUGCUGGGCUUCCUGGUUUGUAUGACCACCCCAUGCCUUCUCCUGGUUCUUUGGUCCUCACUCUUGAGAAGCUGGUAUCAGUAACUGAGGAAGGACUACAGAAAAUGGAGACGGAUGCCCAGCAGAGCAGCCAGUUAGAGGAACAUCGGCUGAGUAAGGACCAGCUGGGGGCGAUAGCCACCGAGCUGCAGAAGCGGGUGAAGGUCCUGCAGCAGAGGCACCGGCGGCACCUGGAGAAGCUGCUGGGACUGGAGAGCGUCGCAGCCCAGCUCCGGCAGAGCAACCUGCUCAUGGAGGAGCGCCUCCAGCUGCUGGAGAAGGUGUACUUGCAGACCAGUGCAGCUGUAUCAGACACUGGCAAGACUGUGGCCAUCAUUUAUGAAGAUGACAACACUCCAUAUGUCUAGACUCAGACAAAGACAGAUGAUGAGGAGCAAUCUGACUAAUUUAAACAAUGCACUCUAGAUGUAACGCAUUGGCCCAAGUGCCGAAGGGCAUGGAGCAGGACACGCAGACUCUCUCAACAUGGACAAACAUUUAUUUACAUAAAACAUAAAGACUAUAGUAGCACUCACGUAUAACACAAACAAUGAACAUAGGCACAUUUAAUACUAACGAUUUUUAACAUUAACACGAGCUAGAUAAACAUAUUCACUAAUGUUACAUUUAGACACUAACAAACAAACAACACGCUACAUCAACAACGACCAACAACACUGCACACUGAC
Messenger RNA from Electrophorus electricus (electric eel), 1679 nucleotides. RefSeq lists its product as uncharacterized. NCBI's taxonomy places the organism in Eukaryota, Metazoa, Chordata, Actinopteri, Gymnotiformes, Gymnotidae. The record is from RefSeq and is a predicted model, not a curated record.